Messenger RNA from Acanthamoeba castellanii str. Neff, 1095 nucleotides. RefSeq names its product carrier superfamily protein. Gene Ontology annotation, cellular component: mitochondrion. Gene Ontology annotation, biological process: folate import into mitochondrion; nucleotide transport. The record is from RefSeq and is a predicted model, not a curated record. Bases 1 to 1095 code for a protein of 364 amino acids. Lineage: Eukaryota; Discosea; Longamoebia; Acanthamoebidae. Gene Ontology annotation, molecular function: FAD transmembrane transporter activity; folic acid transmembrane transporter activity. The transcript is spliced from 6 exons.
AUGGAAGUGCGAGCCCCACAGGCCCGACCACAGCGUACAUCGCGCCGCGACGCCGCCAACGGCGCCAGCGACGACAGUGGGGCGCCGCCACCACCGCCGCCGGCCGAGCCCCGGCCCGUCGCCAGCUGGAAGGUUGAACUGAGCGGCGGUGCACUUGCCGGACUGAUCGUGUGCGUGGCCUUCUACCCCCUCGAAUCGGUGGAGGCGCGCAUGCAGGUGGGCCAGCUGACGGCGGGCGCCAAACGAUCGCUGGCGGGGCUCGUGGCGGCCGUGGCGCGCACGGAGGGCGCGCGGGGCCUCUAUCGCGGCGUGGUGCCCACCGCCACGGGCAUCUUCAUCAACAUGGGCCUCUACUUUGCCCUCUACGACCACCUGCGCACGCGCCUGCGCAAGACCUUCCCCGCCACUUCGCCUCCUUCAUCGUUAUCACCUUCAUCGUCACCAUCGUCGUCAACAACAACAACAACAACAGCGUCGCUGAAGCCGCCGCGGCCGACGAUGGGAUUCGAUCUGGUGGCGGCGGCGGUGAGCGGGGCGGCGUGUGCGGUGAUCGUGAAUCCGUUCUGGGUGCUCAAGCUGCGCCGCAUCACGGCGCCGCCCACGCCGACCGCCGCCGCGCCCUCUCUUCUGGCCCUGACCAGGAGCAUCAUCGCCACCCAGGGGAUCCGCGGUAUUCGCACUCACUCUGAGACCGUUGGCGGGGAACGCAGGCUCUGGCGGGGAACGCUGAUCUCCGUGUUGGGCGUGGUCGACGGCGCCCUCCAGCUCGCCACCUACGAUCAGAUGAAGUAUAGGCUGACGGACGAGCGCGGGGUGUUCCCGGCCUGGGCGCAGCUGCUGGCCGGCGCCGGGUCGCGUACGCUGGCCCUGGUGGCCACCUACCCCUACCAGCUCCUCCGCUCCGUCCUCCAGCAGCAGAACUGCCCCUACCGCGGCGUCCUACACGCCACCCGACACAUCGUGAGCACGGAGGGCGUGCGAGGGCUGUACAAGGGGAUCGGACUGAACCUGACGCGCUCGAUCCCGCCGGCGGCCUGCAUGUUUCUCAUCCUCGAGCAGUUCCGGCUGGCCAUCAACGGGGCCGCAACCAAGUGA